Messenger RNA from Zea mays, 2007 nucleotides. RefSeq names its product acetylglucosaminyltransferase/ transferase, transferring glycosyl groups. Gene Ontology annotation, molecular function: beta-1,4-mannosylglycoprotein 4-beta-N-acetylglucosaminyltransferase activity. Bases 424 to 1590 code for a protein of 388 amino acids. The record is from RefSeq and is marked provisional. Gene Ontology annotation, cellular component: membrane. The transcript has 2 exons. NCBI's taxonomy places the organism in Eukaryota, Viridiplantae, Streptophyta, Magnoliopsida, Poales, Poaceae. Gene Ontology annotation, biological process: N-acetylglucosamine metabolic process.
CGCACCGCACCACCCAAACGGCUAUAAUUAGGCGGUUCCAAAGGAAACGCCCCUCUCUCGCUCUUGCGGCGGCGACCCCGCGGUUUCGAGCCAAUCACCGCCAAGUCCUCGACUCCAGCGCCCUUGCCUUGCCACCCCGGCCCCAGCUACCACGGGGAGCUGCAAAUAACCUGCGGCCCCGAGGACCGGACAGCAAAAGCGCCCAACCGCUGGAGCUCCGCCCCGGCGAUCACCCGCCGGGAACGUAGCGCCCGGCUCCACAGCCGCGCCAUUCGAGCUGCUGCUCGCGCGCGGCUGGUUCUUCUCGGGGGGAUUUUCUUUUUGCGGGCACCCUCCGCUCCCCCUCACCGCCCUGCCGUCAGCCGUCUCGUUUUCGGAUUCGUUUGCUCCGGCGGUGGCCGACCUGCCGUGCGGGGCGCGGUGAUGCCGGAGGUGGGGCAGUACGGGUACAAGAAGACCGACGGCAUCUGCGACAGCGUGUGCGGCGAGCCUGUGUCAAAGACAGCUCUGACGAUGUCAAGGCUAAAGUGCGCUCUCCGGGGAUUUGAUUUAAGGGCACUUAUGGUCCUCUUGAUUGGUGUGCCAAUUCUAAUCCUAAUGAUAUAUGCGCAUGGUCAGAAGGUCACAUACUUCCUGCGGCCCAUCUGGGAAUCUCCUCCCAAGCCCUUCAAGACAAUCCCUCACUACUACCAUGAGAACGUCACCAUGGAGAACCUGUGCAAGUUACAUGGUUGGAAAGUCCGUGACUUCCCGCGUCGUGUCUUUGAUGCUGUACUCUUCAGCAAUGAGCUUGAUAUCCUGGAGAUCCGCUGGAAUGAGCUUAGUCCCUAUGUGUCCGAGUUUGUGCUUCUUGAAUCCAACUCAACCUUUACUGGCAUAAAAAAGCCCCUCCACUUCAAGGAAAACAAGCACCGUUUUGGGUUCGCUAAAUCACGGCUGACAUAUGGUAAUAUUGGGGGAAGGUUCGUGAAGGGGGAGAACCCAUUUGUUGAGGAGUCAUAUCAGAGGGUUGCCCUGGACCGGCUUCUUAAGCUUGCAAGAAUAGAAGACGAUGACCUGCUGAUCAUGUCGGACGUUGAUGAAAUCCCGAGCGGCCACACAAUCGAUCUCUUAAGGUGGUGCGACGGCAUUCCAGACAUACUUCACCUUCAGCUCAGGAAUUAUCUCUACUCGUUCGAGUUUUUCCUGGACGACAAGAGCUGGAGGGCAUCGAUACACAAGUACCAAGCUGGAAAGACGAGGUACGCGCACUUCCGGCAGGCAGACGAGCUCCUCGCCGAUUCAGGGUGGCAUUGCAGCUUCUGCUUCCGCUACAUAAGCGAUUUCGCAUUCAAGAUGCAAGCGUAUAGCCACGUCGACCGGAUCAGGUUCAAGUACUUCCUGAACCCUGAGAGGAUCCAAGAUGUCAUCUGCAGAGGGGCGGACCUUUUCGAUAUGCUUCCAGAAGAGUACACGUUCCAAGAGAUCAUCGCCAAGCUGGGGCCGAUCCCGAGCACGUAUUCUGGCGUUCAUCUUCCUAGCUAUCUGCUAAGGAAUGUCGACCGGUUUAGAUACCUUCUACCGGGCAACUGCAGGAGAGAAAGUGGCUAGGUUUUAUGGCCCACUACCCUGCAACCUGUUGUGCGUGGGUGGGUGGGUGCCAGUGCCACACUGCCCCGCUGCAAAGCUGCUGUCCAUGGGAUAUCUGUGGCAGUUCACCUGGUACGGUUGCCUAACGUAGUUGAACAAAUGCUUUGGGGAAGAAUUGGUUCAUGGAUGGGGGUGAGCACAUGAUUCUCUAAUGUGUAAUAGAACAUGGGAGGAGGAUCUAACGGCAUAGCGCACGCUUGGUCCUGGCUGGGUGUGCAUGAGCUGAGCGGUUUGUCAUUGUCAUUCAUUACUUCCCUGAUUGAUAUAUAUAAACUCAAAAAGGCUGUUGUAGAUUGCAAUCCAAGUGGUAUUUCAGAAUUACAUAUUGUAGAACCGGACCUUGCUCGUCAGAUGAUUGAUACUCCCUCAGUUCUUUUU